Trichophyton verrucosum HKI 0517 is the source of this 657-nucleotide messenger RNA. RefSeq names its product ThiJ/PfpI family protein. The coding region runs from base 1 to 657 and encodes 218 amino acids. The transcript has 2 exons. Lineage: Eukaryota; Fungi; Ascomycota; Eurotiomycetes; Onygenales; Arthrodermataceae. The record is from RefSeq and is a predicted model, not a curated record.
AUGGUCGCCAACGAUUCAAAAACACUCCGGAUCGGAGUCCUUCUGACGCACUCGGUUCAGCUCCUCGACCUAGCAGCUGUUGAUCUCUUCGGUAUGAUGUCAAAGGACUACAUUAGUGAAGUUGAUGUCCUUCCUCCGGAGAUUGCUAGCCUGGGGCUACCAGUCGAUAUCAACUAUAUCGGUAUACAGCCUAACUGUGCUGGCACAUUUAUCCGGUGCACGGCAAACAUCGGCAUCAGACUCAAUGCCUCGAUCCACGACACCUCUGUCUCGACAGAUAGCCUGGAUAUACUGGUGAUACCAGGGCCGGAUCCAAAGUACGUCCCCGAUGAAUCCGUAUUGGCGUUUGUCAAGGCGCACCAUGAUGCCGGGAACGACAUUUUAUCGAUAUGCACCGGGAGCUAUGUUGCUGGGUAUGCCGGUAUUCUGGACCACAAGAACGUAACUGGUCCACGAGGAUUGAUAUCCGACUUGGAAGUGAAAUUCCCCAAUGUGAAGAAGUGGGACACCACACGAAGAGUAGUAAAGGAUGGAAAUGUCUGGACGAGCGGUAUGAUUCUUCCAUUAAGUGAUGAACCAAACAUGUCACCAUGGUUUGGCCUUUCUGUAUCUAACCCUCAUUUGAAUAAAGACCAAUUAUCAAACCUGGCUGGAUAA